Molecule: messenger RNA, 3043 nt
Organism: Xiphias gladius (swordfish)
Lineage: Eukaryota; Metazoa; Chordata; Actinopteri; Istiophoriformes; Xiphiidae
Gene: epn1a
Product: epsin 1a
Exons: 12
Coding region: 469-2328 (619 amino acids)
Biological process (GO): endocytosis
Cellular component (GO): clathrin vesicle coat; plasma membrane; endosome
Molecular function (GO): clathrin binding; phospholipid binding
Source: RefSeq, a predicted model, not a curated record
AGUCCGGUGAGAUUCACUGCUGUGACGGGGACUUCUGUUUGUCCGCUCAUUCGCACCCAGCUACACCCUUCCGUACCCAUGUUUAAACUUUGCCCAGACCUCGGUGGCAAAGUGCUAGCCAACUGUUUCGAUUAGCUUAGGUGAGAAUGGGAGAGUUGCUUGCUGAUUGGCUAAUGUAAGCUAACAGCAUUAAUUGACAGCUAACAGUAGUUGGCAAACUGGCUUUACUAAAUGUUCCAAAAGUUUUCUUGCGCGUAUGGACUUUGCAACACAGUUUUCAUCUCCCUACGGCUGCUGUUUUGAGACCCAAUGUUGCCACGGAAAGAACCAGGGAAACUGAGACAAAGCACUCCGUGAAUGAGUGGUGCACAAGACAGAGAAACACAAAGACACAGAGAGGAGAGACCCUUAUUCUGCAUAAUUCUCGUGUGACAGAUUACAGCAGAACUCGGCGGUCAGACCGUUGCCAUGUCGACCUCAUCGCUACGGCGACAAGUAAAGAACAUCGUCCACAACUAUUCAGAGGCUGAAAUCAAGGUGAGAGAGGCGACGUCCAAUGACCCAUGGGGCCCCAGCAGCUCUCUGAUGUCAGAGAUUGCUGACCUGACCUACAAUGUUGUGGCCUUCUCGGAAAUCAUGAGCAUGGUGUGGAAGCGCCUCAAUGACCACGGCAAGAACUGGAGACAUGUGUACAAGGCUAUGACUCUUAUGGAGUACCUGAUCAAGACCGGUUCAGAACGUGUUGCCCAACAGUGCAGAGAGAACAUAUACGCAGUCCAGACCCUCAAGGAUUUCCAGUACAUAGACAGAGAUGGCAAGGACCAGGGGGUAAAUGUGCGAGAGAAAGCCAAACAGCUGGUGACAUUGCUGAAAGAUGAGGAGAGAUUAAGAGAGGAGAGGAUCCACGCCCUCAAAACCAAAGAGAAGAUGGCACAAACCUCUAGUGCCUCCUCAGCUCCCUCAGCACCCAGCCUGGGGGGCAGCCUGUCAUUGGGCUCCCAUUCUGGAGGGGCAGAUCCUGAGCAGGCUUGGCCACAGAGCUCUGGAGAGGAAGACCUGCAGCUCCAGCUGGCUUUGGCGAUGAGUAAAGAAGAGGCAGAGCAGGAGGAGCGACUGCGCAGAGGUGAUGACCUGAGACUGCAGAUGGCCAUCGAGGAGAGCAAGAGGGAGAAACCGAAGCCAGAGGAGAGCGCUCUAAUGGAGCUAGGUGCCGUGGACCCGUGGGGGGCCCCUGCUGCUGCCACUGUGGGCUCGGCCGGCCCCUCGCCUCCACCCACAGUUUCUGCGCCAGCUGCUUCGGGCCCGUGGGGCGCAGCCCCGUCAGACCCAUGGGGGGUAGCAUCACCCACAUCUCCUACUAGCUCUGACCCUUGGGGCGGGGGAGCCCCACCCACAAUAGCCCCUCCUCCAGACCCCUGGGGAGAGACGUCCAACAAAGUUAACAACGUAGACCCCUGGGGAAGCUCAGCUGUGACCCCCCCAAGUGCCGACCCCUGGGGCCCCCCAGUGCCUCCCAGCACUUCCUCCUCGGGGGGGCCAGUAGACCCCUGGGCAAGGGACGGGCCUGUCCCUGCCUCUGACCCUAUCACCUCCGACAUCUGGAGUGGCACCGCCAAACACACUAACGGCACAGGAGAACCGGAGCAACGGGAGUCCUCAUUAACAGGCUCACCGGUGCCCUUCGACCUGUCGUCUCUCGGUUCUUCACUUCCUGUUCGUAAGACUCCAGAGUCCUUCCUCGGCCCCAAUGCAGCACUGGUGGAUCUCGAUUCCCUGGUGUCGUCUAAACCGAAACCCAAACAGCCGCCGCCUCCCUCCAUCUCUUCCUCUUCAGCGCACAACCCCUUCCUCCAGAACACAGGCUCAUCUCCUGCUCCUGGCAUGGCAGUGACACCAGGCAGCACCAUUUCCAGUAGGGGGGUUUCCCCAACACCUGCCUCCUCAAACCCGUUCGGCGUGGCCCCGCCCAUGACCUCCAUCUCACCUCAGCCCUCAUCACUGGGCCUGAGUGGCCUCCGCAGCAGUCCUGUGCCUCCCAAUCCCAUGCUGGGCAUGGUGCAACCAGGAAUUGGCAUAGGGCCAAUGAGUGUGGGUAUGGGGGCUCCAGGAUUGGGCCUGGGCAUGAUGCAGGCCAGCCCCAUGGGCAUGCCCUACAGCGGUCUCUCCCCAAUGGCACCCCCAGGCUCGGGUCUGUUGGGGCCUGGAGGUGCAGCACCUCCUCAGCUGAUUUUGGGUGGGCCCACUGGAACAGGAGGAGUGAUGGGGGCAGGAGGAUCAGUGGGAGGCGGAGGAACGACGGGAGCAAGCACCAACCCUUUUCUUCUUUGAGAAAGCGUCACCACUCCUUGGCUCACCUGUUGCAACUUUCUCUGUCAUACCUGCUGUCCCCUUCAUUCAUCCCCCUUCAACACAAUUUGUGUCCAAAAAGAAAAAAAUGUCUACAUCUCUAUAUUUAAAGAAAAAAAAAAAAAAAUCAAAAAUUCAGUUUAUCUUUUCCUUUGAAAGCAUUAUUUCAUUUCAGAAUAAUUUUCCGCAUAGUUACAUUCAUUUCAAUGUGGGUUAUUUUUGGGUGGGAAAUAGAGAUUUAUUAGAAAGAUAUUUAUUUUGUUUUAAUCCUGUUCUGUUCCAUAUCGUUCUUCAUGUUUUGUUUUUUUCUUUCAGUCCUGUCUGAGAUGAAGGUAAGUCUUUGAGAGCAGGAGGCUUUUCAGUAGUGUCACUCUAUUCUAGUAUUACUGCACUGAGAGAGAGAAGGAGGGGGAGGGGACCUAGCCACUAACAAACUGAACAGAGAAACUGUUGUACCUGUCUCCUCCUCUUUUCUCCCUCUAGAAUGAAAACACUGAAUCACUGAAGUGAAAUGAGUGCAUGAAGGAUGAUUUUUAACGAACUUCAGACUGAGAUAUGGACUGAAAAACCUGCAUUAACAUUUCAGGCACAAUGUUGUCAAAUCGUUUCAGCUAUUUCACUUUUAAUUUAAUUUAAUGUUACAUGUAAUUUAUUUUUUUCCAAUUUUUGGGAACAAAUAAACAAGGAAAAUCAAACA